Cydia amplana is the source of this 737-nucleotide messenger RNA. RefSeq names its product large ribosomal subunit protein uL13 (gene RpL13A). Gene Ontology annotation, biological process: negative regulation of translation; translation. The transcript is spliced from 6 exons. NCBI's taxonomy places the organism in Eukaryota, Metazoa, Arthropoda, Insecta, Lepidoptera, Tortricidae. The record is from RefSeq and is a predicted model, not a curated record. Gene Ontology annotation, molecular function: mRNA binding; structural constituent of ribosome. Gene Ontology annotation, cellular component: ribosome; cytosolic large ribosomal subunit. The coding region runs from base 81 to 695 and encodes 204 amino acids.
UUCUACUUGUCUAUGGUUUCGUGAAGAUCCGGUGGCCAUAUUGUUUAAAAAAAAUAUUCUUUUCCGUUGUGUUCGUGAAAAUGACGGGCUUUAGCAAUAAGGCCAUUGUGAUCGAUGGCCGUGGCCAUCUGCUCGGCCGCUUGGCCGCCGUCAUCGCCAAGGUCCUCUUGGAGGGCAACAAAGUCGUCGUUGUUCGUUGCGAACAACUUAACAUCUCUGGCAACUUCUUCAGGAAUAAGUUGAAGUUCAUGUCAUUCCUGCGCAAGCGGUGCAAUGUGAACCCUGCUCGUGGGCCAUUCCAUUUCAGAGCUCCCUCCAAAAUCCUAUGGAAGACUGUCAGAGGGAUGAUCCCCCACAAGACGGAGCGCGGGAAGAACGCGCUCAGUAGGCUGCGCUCGUACGACGGCUGCCCGCCGCCCUACGACAACCGUCGCCGCGUGGUCGUGCCCGCCGCGCUCCGCGUCUUCUGCCUGAAGCCUGGCCGCAAGUACUGUCACGUCGGACGCCUCUCGCACGAGGUUGGAUGGAAGUACCGCGAGGUUGUCCGCAAACUUGAGGACAAGAGAAAGUUCAAGGCUGUCCACAAGGUCGCCUACGAAAGGAAGCUGAAGAAAAUCACCAAGGACGCCGGCGCGAAGGUCGCGAAGGCGACAGCGCCUUUCACAGCAGUCAUCCAAUCCUAUGGAUACAAUUAGGAUUAAGACAAUUUUACAAAAAUAAACCUUUGGUUGCCCAAA